Molecule: messenger RNA, 1783 nt
Organism: Atta colombica
Lineage: Eukaryota; Metazoa; Arthropoda; Insecta; Hymenoptera; Formicidae
Product: cytochrome P450 9e2-like
Exons: 1
Coding region: 162-1712 (516 amino acids)
Molecular function (GO): monooxygenase activity; heme binding; oxidoreductase activity, acting on paired donors, with incorporation or reduction of molecular oxygen
Source: RefSeq, a predicted model, not a curated record
UUAGUGAUGUAACCUGUAUCAUUGCGAUAAUACUAAGAGGCGUUUCUCCCUCCCAUCUUUGUUUCAUUCACUAUAAGAUCCGCGCAACAUAUGUAUAUUUAUAACGUUCUACGCCGCGUCCGACGAAACAUCUCGUUUAUUUGUUAUACUCUUACAUCACGAUGAAUUUAUUCUUGUUUUCGUCGCCCCUUGUGCUAUUAUUAACUAGUUUGAUUAUCAUUGGCAUCUUCAAAGUUGUCACUGUGUUGCGUCAUAUACAUUUUUAUUGGAGAAAUAAGGGCGUACCUUACCUGCCAGAUUCGCUAUCGACUGGUAUAAUGGGUUGGAAAUUGUUUCUGCGUCGCAUCACUUUUUCCGAUUAUUGCAAAUAUCUGUACAAUCACUUCUCAAACGCUAAAUAUGUUGGAAUAAUGGAUUUUGCUACACCUAGCGUGCUAUUACGCGAUCCUGAGUUGAUUAGAGAUGUCAUGGUGAGGGAUUUUGAACAUUUUCCGGAUCAUCGCAGUUUUGUUGACGAAAGCGUAGAACCGCUGUUUGGCAAGAACAUCUUUUCUUUGCGCGGAGAUCGUUGGAAAGAAAUGAGGAAUACAUUAAGCCCCUCUUUCACUGCUAGUAAGAUGAAGUUUAUGUUUGAUUUGAUAUCGAAAUGCUCUCAUGACUUUGUUGAUUAUUUGGUUGACCAUCCCGAAAUCUGUGAUGCGAUUGAAAUGAAGGGAGCAUUCAGACGGUACACCAAUGAUGUAAUCGCUACGGCAGCCUUUGGCAUAAGCGUGAAUUCUAUGAAGGAUCAAAACAACGAAUUUUAUACGAGAGGAGUGGAAGCUACUAAAUUUUCUGCUGGAUUGUUAGCAAUAGUCAAGUUCAUAUUUAUACGUAUAUGUCCAUCAUUCUGUAAAUCAAUUGGAUUGACCGUUUUUUCAUCAGAUACGUCCAAAUUUUUCAAGAAGAUCGUGGAAGAAACGAUUAGAACGCGGAAAGAGCAAGAUAUCGUCAGACCGGAUAUGAUUCAUUUACUAAUGCAGGCUCAAAACAAGGAAGGUACCAGUGUACAUAAAAUGACAUUGGAUGACAUCGUUUCGCAAGCGUUCAUUUUUUUUCUUGCUGGUUUUGACACAUCUUCGACAUUGAUGUGUUUCGUUGCUCACGAACUGGCAGUUAAUCAAGAUAUUCAGGAUCGUUUGCGCAAAGAGGUACAACAACAUCUUACCGAAGGAAACGAUGAGAUUUCUUACGAAUCGCUGUCGAAAAUGUCUUAUAUGGAUUUGAUAAUUUCCGAGACUCUCAGAAAGUAUCCACCAGUCAUCUUCAUCGAUAGACUUUGUGCUAAGAGAUACGAACUGCCUCCGUCGCAACCAGGCUGCAAGAAUGUCAUUGUUGAACCUAACAGUAUAUUGAUGUUUCCUGUUUAUGCUUUACAUCACGAUCCAGAAUACUUCCCGAAUCCAGAUAAGUUCGAUCCCGAAAGAUUCAGUGAUGAGAACAAAGAUAAAAUUUUACCAUAUACUUAUCUACCAUUCGGUCAUGGACCUAGAAAAUGUAUUGGUAAUCGAUUUGCUUUAAUGGAAACUAAGAUUCUGAUAGCUCAUCUUUUACUAAAAUUUACUCUGAAGAUUACGGAAAAAACUAUUGAACCAAUCGUAUUUGAUAAAAGAGAAUUUACGUUGCAACCUGUUGGUGGAUUCUGGAUUGGCUUGGAGAAGAGAGAAACGUGAAAAUCUCUCACGUUAUUCUAUGAUUUAUGUAUUUAUGGAAAAGUAUCACUUUCAAGUUUCAAGAUAUUUAA